AUGUUUGUCAAUAUGCAAGCUUUUAUGAAGCAAAUCGUGAAUUGCUAGAAACAGGUAUCUGUUUUUCAAUUUUUUAAAAAGGUUUGUAAAUAUAAAUUUAUGCAUCUGACAUCUAAUAAGGUUAGAAAAAAAUGGCAAUACUUGGAGCCCCUGCAAAUCACUUUAAGGAGUCAAAUCAUGCCUCGUAAUGAGGUGGUUAAUUUUUAUCAUUGAUUAGAAGGUACACCUAAAUGUUUUUUAAUUUUUUUUUUUUUUUUUAAUUAGGAGCACAAGUGCUCAUUCUCCUUUUUAUUAAACACAAGGGAUUAUUAAUGAUACAUUAUUACAUGCAGAUUCCUACACAAUCUAUUAUUUGGCAAGAAUUACACGGGUAAUUAUCUCGAAGCAGAGAUUCUGUUGAAUGUGUCUGUCUCGAUACCCAAGAAAACAUAUGGUUUAGAGAAACAUGCAAUAAUGUUAUUAUAGAUUAUAAAGGUUUUUAUAGUUAAAUACAUCUGAAAACGCAUCUUUCAGGGUCCCCUAAGUGAAUUUUGGCCAUUUCCACCAUGUAAAUAUCCAAUUCGACAGUAUUUAAAUACAGCAUUUGCCUCGAAAGUCUGAUUACAGGUCAGAACCACUGAUUUAAAAAAAUUAGUGGAUUGCUCAUAGAAUUCUAAGUGGUCAUCUAUGCAGAAAAGCCACCGGAAGUGUUCGAGCAGCCAAGAUGCUAUUCCCUACAGACAGAGGGCUUACUGUAUUCAAGAGUCAAUGACUGACACUGCCAAAACCUUGACCUAAAAUCACCUGUUAAUUAGUAGCACAGGAUUAGUUUUUAGGAUGUGUAUAUGUAAUUGAAUUGUUACGUCAGAUGUUAAUUGUAAUGUUUAUGGGUAUUUCGGGCAGGAUAAUCGUUAAGGUGGGGGUGUCUGCCAUCUGCUGCACACUGACACAGGAAGAAAUGUUGGCUGCUUUCCGAGGAGUUCAAAGGAUUUUGCUUAUAUUCAGUUUAGUACUGAACUGCACUAUAGGUGCUGACACUGGCUGCGAUGACUGGACUCUUAAUGGAAAUGAUGUCUGCUGCGAGAGAUGCAAGCCAGGGAACCGCUUGGUGGAAAGUUGUGGAAGAAACCCGGAAAAUCUCUGUACCCCCUGUGAAUCUGACACUUACAUAACCAGUCAUGGAUUGUACUGUUUGAGAUGUACCCAGUGCAUAGGUAAUCAGUUUACGCUUAAACAUUGCACUAUCAGCAGCGAUACUGUAUGUGGAUGCAAGGCUGGAUAUCUGUGUGGAAACGACAAAUGUUCUUUCUGUGUUACCGAAUGCAAGGAGGGGGAGGAGCCAACCAAAGAGCGAUAUUGUAGAAAAUGUCCAGAGGGAAAAUUCAAUGAUAAAAUCCACAGUAUGUGCAAAGAAUGGAGAAAAAGUUGUCCUGAUGGACAGACUUUGGUAAAAGGAUGUUACCAGCGACAGUAUGUGCACAUAUUUAAAAGCAACAUACUGCUGCAUAAUCUAAUGUUUUUGUCUACAAUUUUUGUUACAGAACCUAAAAAAGAACCCAUACCUGUUUUGACAGAUAAAAAAGAACCGAGAAAAUGGCUUCCAGUUUUCAUUGCUGCAGGGAUGGCAGGGUUUGCUGUCCUUUGUAUCAUAGUAUCAGUGGUUGCAUAUCUAAAGGCACAAAACAAAACAGAGAAGCCAAAAACCGAUACCCCUGACCAAGACCACUCAGAUGAGUCCAGGAUAAUGGUUGUUGAGCAAGAAGACUGUAGUUUCCGUCAACCUGAGCAGGAACAGUGUGGCAGCUCAGAGUCCAUCAAUACGCAAGACUCAGAGUCUAAACUCAUAGUGUGAGUUCACUAGACAGCCUUAAUUUUCUUACCUGACUCAAGCAUUGCUUCAAGAACGAGAGAGCACAACCACUAAACAUCUACUAAACUGUGAAAAACAUACUUGACUGAGUGUCUGUCAGCUAUUCCAGUUGGUGUAUCAGUGAUAGAUGUGAACAAAAUGGGUAGUUUCACGUCAGAGUUUUUAACUUCUGAAGUAUAGUGCACCUUAAUAACACAGUGAUGAGAGGUUGUUAACGUAGGUGUGCAGUAGUAGACAAUAUGUCAACACUUUUAUGAGAGUAGGCGUCAUCUACUGGCGCUUGCGUCACAUUUUCAGGUCAAAGCUCUCUUGAAAUACCCUGGUGGGCU
Molecule: messenger RNA, 2178 nt
Organism: Cyprinus carpio (common carp)
Lineage: Eukaryota; Metazoa; Chordata; Actinopteri; Cypriniformes; Cyprinidae
Product: tumor necrosis factor receptor superfamily member 4-like
Exons: 9
Coding region: 848-1831 (327 amino acids)
Biological process (GO): regulation of cell population proliferation
Cellular component (GO): external side of plasma membrane
Molecular function (GO): cytokine binding; signaling receptor activity
Source: RefSeq, a predicted model, not a curated record